Pocillopora meandrina is the source of this 10701-nucleotide messenger RNA. The record is from the annotation of a GenBank genome assembly. Lineage: Eukaryota; Metazoa; Cnidaria; Anthozoa; Scleractinia; Pocilloporidae.
CCUUAGGUCAACAAAAAUGGCGAGAUGACGUUCGUGGAAGUGUUGAAAGUGGUACUUUCAUUUCGAUAGCAAGAGUAGUUGCUUCAAAGAAAGGCAAUAAUGGCUGAUCGGAAUAGAACACGAUCCAAAAUUUACGAGACGUUAAAUAACCCUGAACUUCGCUGUAAAACGGGGUAAGUGUGGGAUUCACAUCCGCUUGUGCUGUCAUGAGCAUUUUCAAUUCAUCUAAUGUUCAUGUAGUUCAGAUCUUCGAAGUCAUCAUUUUCGCAAGUUCACGACGUUAAACGUAUAGGUUCCUUUACGUAACGUUUAUCUAUGCAUGUUGAGAAGAGGAUAUCUGCACGAGGGUCCUCUUGCGAUUGUAGAAUCGAAAAAUACUCCUAACAAGGGUAAAGGUUGAUUUCUGAGAGAAAAGAAACGAUUUUCCCCUAUUUCCUGUACAUUUUUCGUUUCGUUUUGGAAGAGUUACAUGAUAUUUGUUCCCGGCGCUCAAAAUUUUUCAAAAUUAUUUUCAGUCGCUUACAAGUUUUCAUGGCCUCUUAUUAGUAUUAUAGAUGUCUGGAAGUGGUAAAAUGACCACAAAAGAUGGGUUUUGUUGUAUGGUAUUCAUGGCCUCACGUUGCGUUACGUUGAAAUACUGUGAGAAUAGCAGUGAAAUUUGACCUCUCAUGACUCUCAUGUGAUUUGAUGUAAUUCUGGAUGGUAACAUUUAUUGAAACUAUCGUUUACUACACUUUUACAUCUUUGGUAUUUCUGCUUUCCCCUUUUUAAAUUUACCUUUUCAAUUGAUGUUAACUCCUUUAGCUUUCAUGGAAAGAAAUGUGUUUAUUGUACGAUGUUUUAGAUUCAAUAUCGUUUGAGCAUUUAAACAAGUUAUAUUUUAUCGUCAUCAAUAUUGGUUCAAUUAAUAUAUAAAACUGUUAUUUGUGCAUUUAUUACCAGGCAUGGUAAUAUGUUGAACAAUAUUGUUAUGAUACAGGACUCAAAACUUUUGUGGCUAAUGCAGUUUUGAAUGCAACUAUUGUAAAUGUAAUAAAUAUAUCUUUAAUGUCAACCUAAGUUCUGGUCUGGUCUCCAAAUUUUCAGCUGAAUUGCUCCUUGAAUUUAAGUUUCUUAGUGGAGAGAGAAAAAAAAUUUUUGUGUACUCACAUCUUGAAAAAAUGUUACUUGAACUUACCAGUACAUGUAUUUACAUGUUUACAAAGUUUUUCAUUGUGUUGUGGUCUUCAAUAUGUGUAUAUACAUGUUAUUCAGUCUGUUAAACAAGUGUUUUCACUGUAGUGAAAUAUUCUGUUUAUAUGACUGUGUAGGUACUGUAAACAGUUCAAAAUUAUUAUGCAAUUGUGACUAUCCAAAUUGUACGUGAAAUUAACUUGGCUUAGGAUAAGGUGCAUAAAAAUAUGUAUCCUCUUUUGGGAAAAAUUUAAAGUGUAUAAUAAUAUUAUACAUGAAGAGACUCUAGUCAAGUUACUUUGGGUUCUUUAUAUAAUCGAUGUGAAAAAUGUGCUAAUAAACUUGAUUUGCCUUUUCGUAGUUGUGGUUUCUAUGGAAACCCAGCAUGGAGAGGUUACUGUUCAGUAUGCUACAGAGAGGUGUAUCUUAAGCAGCAGAGGGCACGAGCUGCAUCACAUAGCAGAGAAGAUGCGUUAUCUGGUGGCUCUCACAAUUUCCAAACAGAGGGUAUAAAGCUUGAUAUUCUGUGAUUCAUUCAUCGUCUUUGAUUUCUGUAUCCUGUUAUAGUAUUUACUAAAACAGGGAUAGAUAUCCUUUGCUAUUCAUCUUUGCACAACCUGCACAGGAUUUGUGCUUGAAAAUAAUGUUGAAAUCAUCUUUUUGUGCUGUGCUAUCUCACUAUUUUUAGUAAAUACUAAUUAAAACAACUAUUCACUUCAGUGUUGGUGGUGAGUGGUGGAUAUUAACCUUGUGGCCUGGCAGCUCGGUAAAUAAACACCACUACCCACCUCACUAGCCUUAUUCACUCUGGUGAAUAGUUGUUAAUAAACUAUAAAUCAGUGAAUCAUGUUUAUUUAACUGAGGGUCUGAAUGUCUCCUCUUUUUUUGCCUCUCACCUGGCGGUUAUUGAUAUUAAAUAACUUUGAAAAGGAACAAAAUCUAUUAGCAGUGGUUUAAAAGGAUUUCCUAGUGGAAGCUAAUAGUGCUUUUCAAAAGAAACUUAAUUCAAAUCUGCAAAUGAGGGCAGAAAAAAAAAUUAAAAAUUUUUUUUCUGUUUUUAAUAAUUAUCACCAUCAAUGGUAACUUUAAGGUCACUCGUAAGCAUGCAUUCACACUCUAUAACACCAUCCUUACAGUUUUUGUUAUUGUUAUUGAGUGCUUUGAAUUUCCUUUGUAGUGGGGCAUGAGGAGGAAGAAUCAGGAGGAAAACUCAAGUUCAACAAAUUUGAAGAAAAAAAGAGGUUCCAGUUAGAAUCAAAAAAGUGAGAGUUAAUACUGGUGUGCAUUUGUAUGCUUGUUUUGACUAAAAUGUAGAAAUUGAUUCAUGGGGAAUCUGAUUUUUUUUCAGUAAUUUCUGUUAUUCAAUGUUUAUCAAGAUAACUUAAAGUUGACUGAGGUGAUCAGAAAAUUGUUCAUUUACCUGAUAUGGCUCUAGCCAGAAUCAGAUGUUCCAUGUACUAACCAGCAUGAAAUUUAGGUUCUUCUUUAUGAUUACCAUUAUUUAAACCUACCGUAGAUUUUAGUGUUAUAUUAUACUUAACAUUAAACCACACUGACUUGUAUCAGUAAUUAUUUAAUGUGUAAUUUGUGUCUUGACAGACAAAGUGUCAAGAAAUUAUUCAAAAAGAGUCCAGGCAGAUCUUCUGUACCAGAUGCUGCAAAUUUAUCCCCAUCUCAAGGUGAGCUCUGAUGGUGUGCAUUGCCAUUGUUCUUGGAAAGGGUGUUUCAUAUGGUUCCUAUUGUUUUGUUGUUAAAAUUGUGUAAGAUAGAGUUUCUUAGUCUCUUGUGUGUAGAACAACAUUCAUGCACAUGUGCUUAAACCACAGUCUGCUUGAUUGGAUCUCUUUAUUUGCGCGAGUUUUGCAGAAGUCAAAUAAUUUUGAGUAAGGCCGGUUUUCACAUGUUUCACUCUGUUAUGCCAGGGACAGGGGGUUCAUUCAAGCCUUCCCACUGGCUUGUUUUAAAUUUGGUGUUUACAAAUGUUGGCUUGAUAGCUAAGACAGACAUGAUAUACACAGCAGUGGCUUUUUUUUUAUAUUGUCCAUCAAAAUUGUGUCAACUUACAGGUGUUGAUAAGCAUCAUGACUCUCCAUAUAAGGAAAGAAGAUUGUGUUCAAAUGCAAAGCUUGCUACAUAUUUUUCACUCACAAAUUUUUCAUAUUGGUAGUAUUGUAAUUAUUUUGUCCCUUCUGAUAGUAGUCUUGAAUUAACCCAUGAUGGGCUUGUUUAUGGUAAAUUGUCAUCUCCUAUAGUUGAGCCUGAAAAGAGUGUUUCAAGUUUCCGGGAUUUCCUAAAGACCCUCAGGAAACCAGCAGCACAAGAUGUCAAUGAGAAAUGCAAAGUGUGAGUAAUUUUGAUUGUUUUAAAAUUCAUCUAUUUUCAAAAGUUGUAAAAAGUGGUUUUAUUGAUGUGUGUUCUAGUGGUUCAUUUUUAAUCUCUUUGUUCAUCUGCAUUUUAAUCCAGAGUGUCCCUCAGCAAAUAUCAAUCUUGACCAGUUUUUUGCCAGUUUAACUUUUUUAUGUGAAACUUAGAUUAAUGUACUUAAUUAUUUACAGACAGCUAUACGUCUGUUUUAUUGGCUACUUAUCUGAUGUAGUAAAUUUUAUUAAUAGUACAGGUAACCUUUUAAAACAGGUUGGCUGAGCGUUUAAGGUGUUGGAAUACAUUUUGGUGGCCCCAUGUUCAAAUUCAACCAUAAUUUAUAGUUUGAGUUAUCUUAUGAAUAUCAAUUCUGCUCCUUACUCACAUUUACAAAAUAGUCACAUGGUCUUCUUUCCACCUAACUGAGAUUUUGGUUGUCACAAGGGCAGAUUAUCUCCUUCUGGUUCAUCAGGAACUGUGACAUCUCUCUAAAUUCAUUUAUUUUUUCUUUUGACAGGUUUGUUCAGAGCAUUUUAAACAACCCAUCUCUGAAGGUGGAAGAACAGAGUCAGUUGGUUCAUGACUUUUAUGGGGUGAGUUUUUAGCACAUGAAGGACACUUGAAACAAAACAAACAAAACGCAUAGUGAAUGGUAUGUUUGAUUUUGAAUUAUUUCAACCUAUAUUAAUAUUACUUCAUUUCUUUAACCGUUAUCCAUUUUAGGCAAUGUCAGAGCAUCUACAGUCCCAUCAGUUGUUUCAAAAUCAGCCACAGGAAGUGAUUGACAGAACAUUGGAUGGUGUAGAAAAACACAUCAUGACGAAGUUGUAUAGAGUGUAUGUACAUGUACAAUGAAAGCUGUUCUUUUAAAGGGAACAACUUACUUGGUUUUGUGUCAUAGAGAUAAGGAAAUGUUUAUUCUGUAGUAUGAUCUGAGGAUACUCUCUAUCUGAGCUUGAGCAAAAUCACCACACUCCAUCAAUGUUGAGCACUCAAUGGAGAAGGAAAAAUAUUUAUCUUUUAUUAGUAUUUAAGUGAUUCAGCAUGAUUGAAAGAGAGAGAAAGAUUUUCUUGAACAUUUUGAAUGUAACUGUACUAACUUAAGUAAACUGUCAUGAAAAAAGUUUUACUGCUUUACAUUAUUCUGCAUUUGGUGGUAAAUGUACAUCUAUGUUAUUUUCAGCCAUUUUACCCUUUACACCCAAACAUCAGCAUGGAUUUUCUCUAUACUUUUCUUCAUACAUUUCCUAAGGUUCUGUUAAGGAGAAUUUGGUGAUCAUUUCUUUUAUUCAUAUGACCUUAACAUUUGAUUCAAGGGGGUGAUACUUUAAAGAGAAAUCAGAUGCUGGCCAUACUUAAGGGUCAAAGGGCUACGACCUUCUGUACAUGUUGACUUGACAAACUUGAAAUUUAACCAGCAGCUUGUACGUUAAUUUUGCAGUGUUUUCUGUCCACCGUCUACGGAUGAUGAAGCUAGAGAUUUGGAAAAUCAAAAGCGUAUAAGAAGUUUUAAUUGGAUAACUCCUCAGCAUCUAGAUGCUGCGAUAAAUCCUAACAGUGACAAGGUACAGCAGUUGAUCGAGGAAGCACAAGAAGGUAUGAUGCAUUUUUGUGUAAUGUCUGUGGGUAUUUCUUUCAGAGAUUGUGUUAAUGUUGUUGUGGCAAGUGUUUAUUAAGUUUUGUAAUUACCAUAUUGGGUUAUGAAGAUUAAAUGUGGAGUGGGUAAAGAGGUGUACAUGUAUUAGAGAGCUGGUAGGUGAGAAUGAUUGGUUCUUUUGCUAUAUGCUCUAUUUGAUUUAACUAAUGCAUUGUGGUGGCUUCAAAUCUUACUGCCUGAAAAUACCCCUGCUAUGCAGGAUACAGCAAGUAGUCAUUAGAAUUAAAAUGGUGGCCUGUGUCUAUUCACCUUGCUCUUAUCAAAGAAAUUCAAAGAGGACUAAGGGUCAUUGUGUUUGCAAAGAGGAUGGAUCUACAUGUCCAUUAUCAGGCCAAGUGGUUAAUUAGAAGUGAUAACGUUAAAGUUAAAAUGAAGCACCUCAGAAAAGCGAUUACAAUGAUAUAAAUUAAUUGUGAAGAGGUGAUUACAUAUUUAUACUAAUUGUCUUUGUUCAUGGCUUUUGUUUUUUUUCAUAGCUUAGUUUUUUUUUCUUAUCAUAGCUUUUGUUACCUUUGUUAACUAGUCUUGUUGUGAGAAAGACUUUUUCCCUGAUCUGAUGAAAUAUUUGGUGGCAGAGUGGUAAAGUGCCUUCUGAAGGAUUAGGAUAUUAAUUUUGUUGUUGUUGUUAUGUCCAACCAACAGUGUAUGUGAAGGUUCAUCCUUUUAGCCUCAGAAUCUCUCUUUUUUUUUUUUUUUUUUUUUCAUGAAAUGGUUUGACAUUUACAGCUUUCCAAGUGCCUUAGUUUAGAAUGCUCUCUAGCUAUGCACACAUACCUUUCUGGUUUGGCAGUUGCAGCUUUCUUAGCGCCUUAGUUUGUAAUGCUCUCCAGCAAUGUGCACAAACUUUUCAUUGCAUGACUCAAGGGUUCAUUGCCCAUCAGUGUUCCUGGACUGGAAGAAACACUUUGGUUUGUCAUUUGGUAUCUUGUAACCAGAAUGCACAAGCCAUUAUGAGAUGUUAACUGCCUUUUGUCCAUUGUUAUGGCACAGUAUAAUAGUAUAUUUAAAGUUUUAAGGCAUGUCAAAUGUGCACUUUAUAGUUUUGGAAUGCAGUAUGUAUGUUUAUUUCUUUUUCACUUAAUCUUUGUUUUUCCUCUAGAUCUGGUGGAAAUAAACACAAGGAGAGCUCCUCAGGAUAAACUAGCUUGUGUUGUGCGUUGCUGCAAGAACAUAUUCAGUAUCCUUUAUUGCUCUACAAUCUCUGCCAUUUUAACAUUCUAACUUAUUAAUGAAACUGCUUUUAAAUUUUAAAAGUGAUGGUAUGCAUUAGCAAAUAUAAGUUUAUGUGGAUUUUAAGUUAUAGUGUAUUUACAAAAAAUAAUUUCUUGAACUCUCUUUGAGAAUUAAGGCUAUAUAGUGAUGAUCUCUUAACCCCCCCUCCCUCCCUCCCUCUCCUUAAACCCCUCUCUCUCCCCCUUUCUUCCUUCCUUCCCUUAAUCCCCCUCUCUCCCUCCCUUCCUUCCUUCCCUUAACCCCCCUCUCUCCUUCCCAUCCUCCCUUCCUUUGAUUCCCCUCUCUCCUUCCAUCCUCCCCCCAUCUCCCUCCCUUCCUUCCUCUCCCUCCCUUCCCUUAAUUCCCCUCUCUCCCUCCCUUCCCUUAACCCUCCUUUCUCCCUCCUUCCUCCCCUUAACCCCCCUCUCCCUUCCCACCCCCCUCUCCUCCCCUAACCCCCUCUCCCUCCUAAUUUAACCCCUCUCUCCCUCCUUCCCUUAACCCCCCCUCCCUCCCUUCCCUUAACCCCUCCUCCCUCCUCCCUCCCUUAACCCUCCUCUCUCCUUCCUCCCCUUAACCCCCCUCUCUCCCUCCCUUUCCUUAACCCCCAUGCCUAUAGAUUCAAGUAUUGGAUCAAAAUAAUCUGCUUAGAUUGAUUGCAAAUGAAAGACUUCAGCACCUACAUGUACAUGAAACCUUGGCUGUCUUGACAGUCACUGCAAAUGUUCUACCCUAACAUUUUGACAGAAAUUAUUCACUUCUCAACACCUGCUGGAGGAGCAGUUAGUGCCGAUGACUUCCUUCCUUGUCUCAUUUAUGUUGUCUUAAAAGCAAAUCCUACGAUGCUACAUUCCAAUGUUCAGUAAGCACUAUCUACUUAUUUACAUGCGUGUUAAUUCAUUGUUGAUAUCAUUACAUGCGAGUGAUCAAGGAAUCCAAAACUUUUUAUAGGAUAGGUAUAUCCUUUAAACCAAGACAGGUGCACUUCAGUUUGUAUUACAUGCAAUGUGGUAUUGAAACAUGUGUUUUGUCAAAAAUUUGAAAAUGGUACAUUAAGAGAUUUCCAUACUUACAGAAGGUGGGAAAUAAGUUGCUUUGUCAAGUCUUGCAUGCUCAGUAUAUUUCUUGAUUGAGAAAAAAAGACAUUUUUCCAUUUCGAAGGUUUAUGAGACAGUGUGUUUUUUUACCAGGUAUAUCUCCAGAUUUUGCAAUCCUAACAAACUAAUGAUGGGAGAAGCUGGAUAUUACUUCACAAACCUUGUAAGUGGAACCUAUGCAUAAAGCAAUGAUCCUGCACAAGUCCCUUUUAUAACUGAUUUAUACUGGUUCUUCUCUUACGCUUGUAGUUCAAACCUGACUUGGCCUCUGGGUCGAAAGAUGGGGGUUCAGGGUAAUCGGUCAAGUUGACCUAAAGUCAUCUCGCUUAAAAUCAUGUCGCCCUCGAACCUGAGUCGUCGCCCGAAAUAAAAAGUUCAGUCAUCGGAUGAAACCGGGUUCGAGACGUAGCGGGGUCGUUGUGUUGUGUUCUCGGGCGAGACACUUGACUCUUAUAGUGCUUUUCUUCACCCCAGGAGAAUGAACUGUCAGGGAAAGCUGAUGAGUACCUUGGGGAUACCUUGCAAUGAAGUAACAUCCCACUCAGUGGUACUAUAAGCAAUGAUAAGCUCCAGACGGAUGUGCCACUCGGCUCCAGUGCUGACUUUACCUUUGUACCUUUUUUGUCCUCACAUUUCCAUUCUUUAAUUUCUUUGUCAGUGUUGUGCUUUAUCGUUCAUUGAGAAGCUUGAUGCUCAGGCAUUAUCCAUGUCUCAGGAAGAGUUUAACAGGUAGAUAAUCACCUUUAGGAACAUUUGUACAUUGCACCAGAUCACUUUCGUUUAAUUUUCCAGUUUUUGCAUAGUUGUUUUAAACAGAGACGCUCGAAACUCUGAAAUUAUUUCUACCAUAGUUGUUUUUAGAUGUUAAUGCAGACUGUAUCAAACGUGAAUCUCGAGGUGGUGUCUGAUGCAGUACUGAGGGAGACGCCAUACUUAAACCUCAGCCAGACUUAUUGGGCCGGGUAUUUAAACAUAGUUUACCCUUUUCCUUUUUUUUUUUUUUAAUAAAACCAUAUUCUAAACCAUCUUUAAUUUAGCCGAACCUUUUAUCUGAACAGUUAUUUUUGUGAACAUUGUCAGGAAGGCCGAAAGCUAACAGUAGGUGGGAACGCAUAUUUUUGGAUUGUAAGGCGCACUUGUUUUGGGUCUUCUGGAAGCAUUUAUACUGGCUUUUUUAACAUGAAAAAAAAAAGUGCAACAACAGCGCUGUUCUGUGAGGUUUAUCACUCACCUAUUAUAUUUGUAACUACGCUGAAAGUUACAAUAUCAAUUUUGUCGAAACUACUUCACUUGUAAGUUAACUUUCCUCUUUGGUUUAAAGAAACAUGUAUGGGGAUGAAAGCGACGGUGCAGAGCAAACCAAACCUGAAGCGGAGCCUCCUGUGACAUGCAAGGGUCUGGAACUUAUGAAGGUUAAUAAAACCGCACCCCAGGGUUUCAAUAAAAGUUGGUUACUGGCGGUCUACUCCCGCUUGUAAAACCUCUUACCGAUGUCUGCUUAGCCCGAGAGCAGAUGCCCGGAAUGCUGAAAAUUACAUUUCCAAGCGUCUAGAUUUCAAAUUGUUUGUGGGGGAGCAUGCGCAGAGAUCCCCUUAGGGGAAAGGGGCCGUACAGCUCAUUUUUCGGGCACAGCCAGCAUCGGCUGCCGCUCAUGGAAAACGUUUUUGAUAUCCCUAGCAUUCCAUUAGUACAUGUGUGUUCAUUAGUUUAUCCAUGGUAUGUGUAAAUGACUAUGUAACUAUGUACAUGCAUUCUAUCAUGAGCUUGAGAGAAAAUGCUAUUACCUUGGCACGUUUAACAACCAAUCCCAAAACUUUGCUUGCUUGUGGCAGUUUUUGCCUUUCCUUCUUCUCUUUCUGUCUGAUUUUGAUGGACCUUCAGCUUCGGUCCCUAACCUUAUUUACCUCUAAAGUUUUUUUUAACAAUCUCGAGCCCCGAGAUUUACGUAUUGGUGUCAUUUGCGUAUUGUUUACUUCUUUGUUUGUCUGUUUGCCCUCUCAGUCCAAUUUAGAGAGGCUUGGCACUUUGAGGGAACGCCAAGUGAAGCUUAAGGAGGACGCUCUUUUACUACAAGCACAAAUGACAGAAUUCAGGAACAACAUAGUAAAGGAGGUAAAGUUGAAAUUCCUGCAAUUACAGAUAUCGUUUUUUCUUAACCAUCCUCUCAAUAAUCAGUUACUGCAAGGUGCGGUGAUUUUCAAUCGUAUUGUUGUGGUUGUUGUUGUUAUACUUAUUGUUCUGAUUACUCGUAGCUAACCUUUGAUGGUCGCUACUGCCAUUGUAUUUCUGUAGGUUGACGCUAUCUUAGCUGGAACAAGUAAAGGAAACACGUAUCUGAAACCAGUUUUAACAGCAGGCGAGCCGCUUGAGACAGGUGUGACUGCGAGUUGAUCUACCAAACAAAGAUUUCAAGAAAAUUUGCAACUGAGACUUGAAUCGGCGCAGAAAAGGCGCAUCGAUCCUGAUAAACGGCGAAAUUUUCUCACAUUUUCCACACCUCCUUCCGUGAUCAUAAAAAUACUGUUUUAUGCUAUAGUUAAGAUAUUAUGCGCGCUGUCAUUGGUCGAUGGGUUUGAUUACGUGGGAUUAUAGAUUCAUGCGCGCAUAUUUUUUGAGAACUAUUUUCUAAAAAUAAUAGAGGACUUUUAUUUCGUGUUUACAGAAAGUGAUUUAGACAUUCGGGAGGAUUAAGAGAGUUCACAAAAUGUAAGCAAGUCUUUCAUUGCAUCUCGAGUGCACUUAAUUUUUCUCGAAUUCUUUCAACCACUCUCUCUCUCCCUCUCUCCCCUCUUUCUGUUGUAUUUAAAUACAGCUCUAUCGUUAUGUCUAGAUACACCUCUGUAUUCACGGAAAGAGUCCUCUAUUGCUUAAAUAGACACUUGCAUGCAUGGUACAUAGUACUUAAUUUUGUUAUUAUAAUUAACCACUGAAGACAGAAGAUUCAGGGAAAAGACGAUCUGCAAACUGUACUGAAAAAGGAAAUUACUGAGAAUAAGUUACAUAACAGGUUUUAUAUGGAAAUUAUUUAGUUAUAUGUAAUGCAGAAAUUGCUAUUUAUACUUGCAUAUUUCAAUAAAUUAUAUAUGUCUAUUGUUUUUCACCCCAACUCCAAUGUGUACAUGAUAUUUACAGUCGAAUUCAUUGUAGUGUGUUCAGUCGAAUCUAAGUUAAAUAUGACUUUUGAUAUUCACAUAGGACAAG